GUCACUGGUAAUUAAUCUUCCUUUUUAAGAUCUCAUUUAAACCCUUCAUCAUUUCCGCUUUUCAUUCACCUAAAUUAUUACCCCUGCCUUUUUUUUUCCAUUACCAAUAGAUCUUGCUUGACCGAAACUCACCCACCUAUGGGGACUUAGAAAUGUGAGCUCCACAAAGCUUUGCUAGUUUGGCAUGCGGAUAUAUGAGAAAGGUGCAGGCAUUCAACUGAGAGUAAAUUCUGUAAAUUGUCACAAAUUUUAUUGACUUGCAAUAAUGAGUGGAAAAAUAACCACAGGACCUCUUGAACGACCAGUCAGGCUAAGUAUGGAAAAGAUUGACAUUGAAAAUACUGAGGAGGAUAGGAAGGCAAGGCUUGGGUCAUUCAAGAAAAAGGCACUUAAUGCCUCCAACAAAUUUAGACAGUCUCUAAGAAAAACUGGCCGUAAGAACAGUAGGGUCAUGUCUGUUGUCUUCGAGGAUGAGCAUGAUGUGGAGGAAUCAAAGGAAGUUGAAGCCUUCCGUCAAGUACUUAUCCUGGAGGAAUUACUUCCUGUACAGCAUGACGAUUAUCAUAUGAUGCUAAGGUUCUUGAAGGCCAGAAAAUUUGAUCUUGAAAAAACAAAGCAGAUGUGGUCCGAUAUGAUUUAUUGGAGGAAAGAAUUUGGUGCAGACACUAUCAUGGAGGACUUUGACUUCAAAGAAAAGGAGGAGGUCCUCAAGUAUUAUCCCCAAGGGCAUCAUGGAGUUGACAAAGAUGGAAGACCAGUUUAUAUUGAAAGAAUUGGUCAAGUAGAUUCCACCAAGCUCCUGCAAGUCACAACAAUGGAUCGAUAUCUCAAGUACCAUGUGCAGGAGUUUGAGAGGACAUUCAAUGAAAAAUUACCAGCUUGCUCUAUAGCAGCCAAAAAACAUAUUGAUACAAGCACAACUAUUUUGGAUGUGCAAGGAGUGGGACUUAAAAAUUUCAACAAAUCAGCAAGGGAACUCCUUCAAUGCCUCCAAGGCGUUGAUGGUAACAAUUAUCCUGAGAGCUUGUGCCGUAUGUAUAUCAUCAAUGCUGGUUCUGGAUUCAGGCUUUUAUGGAACUCAGUCAAGUCAUUCCUAGACCCCAAGACUACUGCUAAAAUAAACGUUCUCGGUAACAAAUACCAGAGCAAGUUGCUUGAAAUAAUUGAUGCCAGCGAACUUCCAGAAUUCUUAGGUGGUACAUGCACUUGUGCUGACAAAGGAGGAUGCAUGCUUUCUGAUAAAGGCCCAUGGAAUGAUCCAGAAAUAAUGAAGAUGGUUCACAGUGGUAUGCAUAAAUGCACGAAGAAAGCCACCAUUCCAGAGGAUGGGAAUGCCAAUCCAAAGGAUGUAAAGAAGAGCAGAUCUAUUAAUACGAGAACAUCCUCUUCCAAGGUCCAGAGGGAUCAUGUGUCUCAUACACAGCUCUCCACUGUCCAUGAGGAAGUUGACAUAAAGAAAAAUCAUCCUAGUGCAUAUGAUCAUGAUAAGUACAUCACUAUGGCGGACAAAGUAAUUGAAACAACAAUGCCGAAAGCUACAAAAACCAACGGUUACACCAUUUCUAAAGAUUUCUUACCCAUGCACGACAUUUCUAAGUCACCUGAGGGAUUUAGCAAUCACCUUUUCACCGGAGUGAUGACAUUCGUUAUGGGCGUCGUCACAAUGGUCCGAAUGACCCGCAACAUGCCAAGAAAGCUUACGGAUUCAACCCUUUUGUCUGGUUCAUUAAAAGGCGUUGAUAUGGUUAAACCACAGGCUCAAGAAUAUCAAUUGAGUGGACCUGCCAUCUCGAAUAACGAGUACUUCAGCAUGAUGAAACGCAUGGGAGAGCUCGAGGAGAAGGUUAUUAUUCUUAGCAACAAGCCUAGUUCCUUACCACCUGAAAAAGAGGAAAUGCUUAACAAUGUCAUGAGUCAUGUUGAUAAAUUGGAGCAAGAGCUUUGUGCAACCAAAAUGGCACUGGAGAAAGCCCUAGCCCGUCAAGAAGAGCUCUUAGCCUACAUUGAGAAGAAGAAGAAAAAAAAGAAUUUCUUUGGUUUCUGACCGCGGAUGCAACAACAAGAAAUGCUGUUUGAAUGACAUGACACUUAAGCUUAUUUACAUUCAGCAUGCAAGUUACUAUAAGCUAUAUGAUCUGAACUGCUAUAGCUUGUAGUGGCUUUAUUUUAGUCCUCUUGGCUAGAUUUCAUUCAACAGGAAUUCUUUUGUGAGCUCUAAUAGUAAUAUACAGAGUAUUUUACAAAUUAAGCGGCUUGCAUUUUUGGUUCUUAGUUUUCUGUAUAUUUGGAUAAUAACAGUUUGGAUUAGUUCUAAUUGUUGCCUUGCAAGGUAGA
Capsicum annuum is the source of this 2334-nucleotide messenger RNA. Its product is annotated as phosphatidylinositol/phosphatidylcholine transfer protein SFH12-like. The transcript is spliced from 14 exons. The record is from RefSeq and is a predicted model, not a curated record. NCBI's taxonomy places the organism in Eukaryota, Viridiplantae, Streptophyta, Magnoliopsida, Solanales, Solanaceae. The coding region runs from base 266 to 2044 and encodes 592 amino acids.